Protomyces lactucae-debilis is the source of this 565-nucleotide messenger RNA. Its product is annotated as ribosomal protein S26e. Gene Ontology annotation, biological process: translation. The coding region runs from base 56 to 418 and encodes 120 amino acids. The transcript has 2 exons. Gene Ontology annotation, molecular function: structural constituent of ribosome; mRNA binding. The record is from RefSeq and is a predicted model, not a curated record. Gene Ontology annotation, cellular component: ribosome; cytosolic small ribosomal subunit. Lineage: Eukaryota; Fungi; Ascomycota; Taphrinomycetes; Taphrinales; Protomycetaceae.
CGACCAUCAAGGAAGCACUCUCGCUCAGCCCAGACACCCAGUUAUCGCAGCAAUCAUGACCGUCAAGCGCAGAAACAACGGACGCAACAAGUCAGGACGUGGACACGUCAAGCCCGUCAGGUGCUCCAACUGCUCACGAUGUGUGCCCAAGGACAAGGCCAUCAAGCGAUUCACCGUCCGUAACAUGGUCGAGUCUGCCGCCAUUCGCGAUAUCUCCGAGGCAUCCGUCUACCAGGAGUACGCCCUCCCAAAGCUCUACAACAAGCUGCACUACUGCAUCUCAUGCGCCAUCCACUCCAAGGUUGUGCGUGUGCGUUCGCGCACUGGACGUCGUGUCCGAACCCCUCCUCCUCGUGUUCGAUUCAACAAGGAUGGCAAGAAGAUCAACCCAGCUGCUGCUGCCAAGGUCGUCGUCUAAAGCUCAAGCAUCAUCUCGUGAGUUCUGACACCUUUUCAAAAGACCAUUUAGCAAUGAAACACAUUCACCAUUACUUGCCUGCCACCUUUCAUUACCUCUUGUGAGGACUGAAUUGCGACCUCGAACUCUAUGAUCUGUGAAAUGGGC